CACGAGCUAUAUAAGCUACUGAGUUGGCUGCAGAUGAACAUUAUCGCUCAAGAGCUUUAGACAAACCCAACCCACCACCAGCAAAAUGUACAAGUUUUUGGUUCUCGCUGCCCUCAUUGCCUGCUCUGCGGCCAAGCCCGGAGUUGUGGCCCCAUUGGCUGCUCCUCUGGCCUACGCCAACGCUCCGCUGUACGCCGCCGGUGGCAGCAGCCAGGUGGAUGUCCGCAACAACUACGACGGCACCCUGUCCUCCUACACCACGGCUCCCUUCGAGUUCACCGCCCCCUACUCCAGCCGCUAUGUGUCCGGGAUCCCAGCUGCUCCCGCCGUAGUGGCCAAGUACGCCGCUGCUCCCCUGGCUGCUGCUCCUUUGGCUGCUGCUCCUUUGGCUGCUGCUCCUUAUGCCGCUCCCUAUGCCGCCGCCGCCUACUCCGCCUAUCCCUACGCCUCGCCCUACGCUGCUCCCUAUCUGGCAUCUCCCUACGCCGCUCCUUACGCAGCUCCCUUCGCCGCCGCUGCCCCAGCUCCAGUGGUGGUCGAGCACAUCGAUCGCGAAGCUAAUCCCCAAAAGAAACCAAACAACAAAACCCCCAAGCAAGAUGUGGCAACUGACAUGGUGGGUGGUGAGGCCAAGCCCUCGCAGUUUUAUAACCAUCACUUUAACCACUUUGAUCCUCAUCAUGCGAGCCACUUUGAUGGGCACCAUCUGAACCACUUGGAUACCCUACAUGCUCUGCCGCACCAUUUGGAUUACGCGGUGCAGGAGGCAGUUCUUCCGCCGCCGGCUCCUUUGCUUCCUGCGGUGGCUCCACCACCAGCAUUUGCUCCUGCCCCGCCGGCUUACGGUCCUGCACCACCUGUUUAUGGACCAGCACCACCCGUAUUUGCUCCUGCUCCACUUUUGCCAGCUCCUGCUCCUCUGUUACCCGCUCCAGCACCACUUCUACCCGCUCCAGCACCACUUCUACCAGCAUCAGCACCAUUUUUACCUGCACCAGCUCCGCUUUUACCCGCUCCUGCACCUGCUUUCCUCCCAGCUGCUGCACCACUUCUGCCAGAGUUCCAUGUGCCCACCGUCACCCACCAAGUGCUGCCACCCAUCCUGGAGGCGGUGCCCUUUGCACCCACCUAUCGAGCCAUUCCUGGACCCAAGACCACCACCCACCGCGUGUCCGUUGGAAAGUCUUCCAAGGUGUUUUCGUAUGCUUGUCCAUGGAUAAUCCAUGGGCUACAGAAUUAUAAAAGCGUUGCUCACUCGCCAGUUGGAUAUCACAGUUCAGUCUGCCCUCCAGCUAAUCACAGCCAGCCACACAUCCUUAAUCCAAGCAAAAUGUUCGCCAAGAUUGUGCUCGUUGCCCUCUGCGUGGCCUCUGCCCAGGCUGGUCUCCUGCCCUUCCAUGCUCCUGCUCCUCUAGCUGCUCCUCUGGGUACUCCCUUCGCUGCUCCAUUUGCGGCUCCUCUGGCUGCUCCCGUGGCUGCUCCUGUGGCUGCUCCUGUGGCCACUGCUGGAGUGGUGGCUCCCUAUGCCUCCAGCUUCAAUGCCCACCGCAUCAACCAUGCCGUGGCCUACCCAGUGGCUCCAGCUCCAGCUCCAGUGGCCUUUGCCGCUCCCGUUCCCGCUCCUCUGCCCGUUCCCGUGGCUGCUCCUGCUCCAGUGGCCUUUGCUGCUCCUGCUCCCGCUCCUGUGGCCUUUGCUGGCCCCCUUCCCGUUCCCGCUCCUCUGCCAGUGGCUGCUCCUGCUCCUGUGGCCUUUGCCGCCCCCGCCAAGGUUGGAUUCGGUCUGCCCGCCUACGCCGCCGCCCCCGCUCCCCUCGGAUUCGCCCCUGCUUCGGCGCCAGUGGCCUUCGCCGCCCCCGCCAAGUUUGGAUUCGGACCCUUUGCUGCCCCCCUGGCAGCUCCAGUGCCAGCGCCUCUGGCUGUGGCCCCCAAGUUCGCCCCCGCCCCCUACUUCUUCUAAGGAACUAAGGCUCACCGGAUCACCCAACUCACUCCCAUCCGUCCUAUUAGCUUGUAGAACUUAGCCCAAAUCUUCAUACCUAGAGAGCAGCAAUGCUUGGCGAAUAAACAAUUAAAUCAUUAAUCAAU
Drosophila gunungcola (fruit fly) is the source of this 2085-nucleotide messenger RNA. RefSeq lists its product as uncharacterized. The transcript is spliced from 6 exons. The record is from RefSeq and is a predicted model, not a curated record. The coding region runs from base 86 to 1957 and encodes 623 amino acids. NCBI's taxonomy places the organism in Eukaryota, Metazoa, Arthropoda, Insecta, Diptera, Drosophilidae.